AGACUGAUUUCAGCUAUCAAUGGCUCAAAAUCCCAACUCCUUCACUGAUUCAGUGUUUGGAAUGAUCCGGAAUUUGCUUGUCAGUAUUCGGGCUGGGCUUUUCGAGCUUACAAUCAAGCAACCCGUCACUCAAAAUUCGUUGCAACGCUACCAAGAGGAGCAUCGGGAGGAAAAGCAGCAGUACCUGCGUCAAGCGAUAUUGGAUCUCGCGGAAGAUUCGGAAGAAGAGGACGAUGGACAGCCUCUUGAUAAAGAAACACUUUCGAAGAUGAUCGCGGAGCUGACAAUUGAACGAAAUAAUCUUAGACGAAGUUUCAACAUCGUCAAUGAGCAACGGACAGGUUCAAAGGACCGUCAACAUAUGGAAGAGGAGAUCAGGAUUCAGAAUUGGACGAAGGAAGAUCGGGAGGAGUUGGAGAGCGGCUUGGCGGUCAUGCGCCAGACAAUUCAAGAAUCUUGGAAGGAUGCUGCUGAUUGUGAGCAGGAGAAGCGCUCAAAGAACAAUCAAUAAAUUUUUGUGUAUUUUGUGAAUUCCUAUUAUUUUUAUAUGUGUAUAUCGGGAGUUUCCCUGUGAAUUUAUAUGAAAGUUUGAAUAGAGAAUAAAGAAUAUUCUCAAACA
Messenger RNA from Caenorhabditis elegans, 619 nucleotides. RefSeq names its product Mediator of RNA polymerase II transcription subunit 21 (gene Y49F6C.8). The transcript has 3 exons. NCBI's taxonomy places the organism in Eukaryota, Metazoa, Nematoda, Chromadorea, Rhabditida, Rhabditidae. The record is from RefSeq and is marked reviewed. Bases 20 to 511 code for a protein of 163 amino acids.